Molecule: messenger RNA, 2041 nt
Organism: Clarias gariepinus (North African catfish)
Lineage: Eukaryota; Metazoa; Chordata; Actinopteri; Siluriformes; Clariidae
Gene: pigr
Product: polymeric immunoglobulin receptor
Exons: 8
Coding region: 111-1052 (313 amino acids)
Source: RefSeq, a predicted model, not a curated record
GGCACAGGAUUCAGGCAGAAGGGAAACGAAACUGAGUGUGUGCUUCUUAUAACAGCUGUCCAUGGGAGAGGAGGCCUCGUUCAAAGUGGACGUCCAGUAACCAACCGAGGAUGUCUCGUCUGCUUUUUCUUGUUGCUCUACUUUCUCAACUUCACGGUCUCCUGUGUACUGUGACCACAGGUGGAGACCAGAAAGUGUUCGAGGGUCAAUCGCUAACUAUUCCCUGCUAUUAUAACCCUGAGUACACUCCUAAUGUGAAGUACUGGUGCCAGGGCUCCAUAAAGGACUUCUGCAGCACUCUGGCUCGCACAGACAAGUCGGAAUAUGCUCCAGACUCAAAAGCUAAAAUAUCGAUCGCCGAUGACCCGACACAGCUCAUGUUCACUGUGACCAUGCGUGAACUGAAGGAGAAAGACUCGGGCUGGUACUGGUGCGGGGUGGAAAUAGGAGGAAUAUGGAGCAAGGACAGGACUGCGUCACUUUAUAUCAGUGUUAUACAAGGUAUUUCAGUAGCAAACAAUGAAGUGAGAGGUGAGGAGGGUGGCAGUGUGACGGUACAGUUCCUCUACAGUGAGAAACACAGAGAGAGCGAGAAGAGGUGGUGCAGGAGUGGCCAUUUAGAUUCCUGCAAGGUCACAACCAAUGGGACGUUCAGCAGCGAAUCUCUGCUCAUCAGCGACGACAAGAAAGACACAGUUACCGUGACGAUGAGGCAGCUGGAGAUGCGGGACGCAGGAUGGUACUUGUGCGGAGCGGGCGAACACCAGGAAUCUGUUAAUGUGUUAGUCACACCAAGACCAACAACUGCAACAUAUGAAAAAACAACACAACAGCAUCUGUCUAAGGUUAAAACUCAAUACUCCAACAGCAUCAUUUGGCUGUCGGUUCUGUUCGCAUGUGCAGCGCUGGUGUGCUUGCUGGUUGCAGGCGUGAUAACAUGGAUAAAAUUUAUGAAGAUAUGUAAUCAUAGGAUGCUGGAUGAAACUGCAACAGAACUCACGGUGUGUCUAAGAAAAAGUGGAAACUGGAAAACUCUUCUGUCAUCUUCCUGAACAAAUUAGAGCAUCAUGUGCAUGUGUUGUAAGACAACCUUCUCAGUUGUAACGUGGAAAGGAGUUGUUUUGUAAAAAAUCCUUAUAUGAUAGCAAUAAAAUGAUGUAAUUAACCUUUUUUGGUGCUUUUUCGGCGCGUAUGAUUAAAUACCACCUCAUCUCAUGAUUAAAUAAAUGAUAUGUAAUUAAAUAAAAAUUGAAAAAUACUGAUUGUGAGCUUAGCAGUUGUAUCUCUUCAUGACAUUUUUUGUAUGAAAUCCAACAUAAUCACUAUAAUUCAUUGUAAUCACUUUAUAGUAAAUGUAUAAUUCUGUUUUUUAAAUAAUAAAAAGAAGCACAGUGAGGUUAUAUGAAAAUAAUCAAUAGUGGGAUUAUGUUGUGUCUUUAUGAAUUAUUAUGACCUCACAAAAGUUUAUUAUUUUCCAAAUAACAGCACAUCGCUUAACAUUAUAUUGUUUUUUACUACAGAUAUGUGCCACCAUUGUUUCUUUUACUUUUAAAAACAACAUUUUUUGUUCAUUUAUGGUUUAAUUCAUUGUUAAAUGUGCUCAAAACAAGUUCCUGUUUUCAAUAUGUAGCUCUAAACAAUCUUUUCUCACCAGCCUAAGUAAUAUUUUGCCCUGUCCUGAAGAUAAUCAUAGUAAUAAUACAUAGCUUGUCUGUUUACAAGAAAUCUGUCCUAAAUAUAAUUUUUUUCAUUUUCAGCAUUAUUUCUGCUUAAUAUAAAGCACUGACACUGGAGACUCAUUUGAAAAAUGUUAAACAUCUUGCAGAAAAUUGUGCCAUCUCACGAGUCACACAUGUAUACCAAAUAUUGCACUAUGAAUUAGAUAUUACUCUUGAAAUAAUAGCUUUAUAGGAUUAGCCCCUCCAUACUGUAUAAACCUUACAGUCAGAAUCUGCAGUGAAAUUAUUUGGUUAUAAUUAAUGUAAAAAUUGAUUGUGUAUUGUGCUGGAAAUUUUCAAUAAAGUCUAUCAAUACAAAGGAA